Molecule: messenger RNA, 825 nt
Organism: Rubroshorea leprosula
Lineage: Eukaryota; Viridiplantae; Streptophyta; Magnoliopsida; Malvales; Dipterocarpaceae
Source: the annotation of a GenBank genome assembly
GUAUAGUAACUACAAGCAGAUCCUCGCUAUGGAUGUUACGCUAUGGAUGUCACGCCCCAAAACCCGAAUUCGAGGCGCGACAGACGCCGUGCACUCGUGAGAGAGUCCCACAAAUGCACAAGGCUUGGAGCUUAUCCAAUUCACAUCUGACAAUCCAAUAACUUAAAUUAGAUAUUUCAAUAAUUCUAUGUCCAACAUGACUUAAACUUAAAAUCACAAGGUAAAAUCUAUUUUACAAAAAACAUGAUUUAUUUCUAAAAUUAUAUCAAUCUCGAAAUGGCUAGCCUUCUAACUCGUCACUUCCCGUGGCUUCCGUGUCUCGGGUCAUACUACCUGAAAUGGUGGACAAGGGAAAACUAUGAGAUAAAAUAUCUCAAUAAGUAAAUGUAUGGAUAACCCGUGGAUAAAAUUUGAGCAUUUCAGAUAAAUAGUUUAAACAUAAACGGAAUGCUCAAUGAUAACCAUUAUGCAAAAUAAAGUUCAGUAGUAGUCAAUUAAACUUAUAGCAUGCCAACAAGUGUAAUCAGAAAACGGAUACAAGUACGGGAACGAAAUAGACGUCUCUUCUAUAGGUCAUGGCCAGUGUUUAAACCUCCCACUGGCAGGCAACAGGGAUUACUAGUGUAAAAUCCCCACUAGCAGGGUUACAGGAACGAACCGGUUCUAACAAGAACAUAUCGAUAUGUGCCGACAUGUGCUAGCGUUUAACUCCCACUAGCAGGAUUACAGAAACAUGACCACAUCAGAAACAAAACAGGCUGAAGUUAACAGAAAAUCAUACUUUACUAAUCAUUUUCAGAUCAUCAGGGCAAUCAAUUAAAUUUC